GCAUUCAGUUAAGAUUAACCUCUGUGUAGUGGUGUUACACAAUAUGUCCAAGGCCUUUCCUGCACCAGACUGAACUGUUGACUGAAGGGUUGUGAAGUGAAAUGAAGGGGAGGGACUGAACCCUGCAGGAAACGUGAAGGCAGAGCCUUAUUUCAAUGAAGUCACUGGUGUCUGUUGCCUGCUUUUAUCUCUCUGUCUUGGUUAGUGAAAUCUGCUUCUGUCUUGCACAGUUAGCUGAGGAUCUGAUAGCAAAACAUCACUGGCCUGUGUAACCACAGCAGCAGCAGGCAGAUGACGUUCUGGAAACACUGAAAGUUUUUUUAGAAGCUGUUUUUUUUUUUUUUUUUUUUUUUUAAGAUAAAGCGUAAGCUGUUUUUUCUGGUUUUGACAAUGUUGCUCAGGUUUCUUUUAAGUGCAAAUACGUUUAAGUUUUCAUUUGCUUUGGACUGGAAAUACUGGCGUUAAGAAAAGGAGUUUCACUCGUCUUGAAGUGCGUUUUAAGGACAUAAUAAUGAACAAUCAAUCGAUGACAGGGAGGACCAUGGUCCCGACCAUUCCGUCUAUUAUGUUCAUUUUCGGAGUGGUUGGGAAUGUCAUCGCCAUCGUGGUUCUUUGUAAAUCUCGCAAGGAACAGAAAGAAACCACGUUUUACACGCUGGUGUGUGGGCUGGCAGUCACGGACCUCCUGGGCACACUGCUAGCCAGUCCGGUCACCAUCGCCAUUUAUGUGAAAGGGUCGUGGCCCGGAGAGGACCCGCUGUGCCAGUACUUUGGAUUCACCAUGCUCUUCUUCUCCCUGGCCGGCCUCAGCAUCAUCUGUGCCAUGUCGGUGGAGAGAUACAUCGCUAUAAACCAUGCGUACUUCUACAACGACUAUGUGGACCAGAAACUGGCAGGUUUGACACUCUUGGCGAUCUACAUUUCCAACGCGCUUUUCUGCGCCCUGCCGAUCAUGGGCUUUGGACAGGUGAAGAAACAAUACCCGCAAACCUGGUGUUUUUUGGAGUGGAGGAGCAACAAGACCAGCGAUGCAGCCUACACCUACAUGUAUGCGGGUUUCAGCUCUCUUCUUAUUCUCGCCACUGUUAUUUGCAACGUGUUGGUGUGCGUGGCUCUGAUCCGGAUGCACCGGCGCUUCGUGCGCAGGAUGUCGCUGGGAACCGAUCUGGGGCGCAACGUGGACCCGCGGAGAAGAGGACGUAGCUUUGGGCGUCUGGCCGGUGCAGAGAUUCAGAUGGUCAUUCUGCUCAUAGGCACGUCGGCAGUGGUGCUCAUCUGCUCCAUCCCUCUUGUUGCUCAGGUGUUUUUGAACCAGCUUUAUAAGACUCCAGUUGAGCUGCAGCUGGACAAAAACCCAGACCUAAGAGCGAUACGCUUUGCCUCCUUCAACCCUAUUUUGGACCCCUGGAUCUACAUCCUGCUGCGCAAGGCCGUUCUCCUCAAGCUGAUUGAGAAGAUCAAAUGCUUGUUUUGUAAAAUGGGAGCAAGGAGGCAACAGAGACAGGGGAAUUUCCACUGUAUAGAUGCUCAUCAGCUCUCCUCGGUCAUCUCCAACCGGGACUCUCUGCGAAAUGUCACCAGCACCUCUCAGACUUUUCUCUACCUGCCAGAGGGAAGCGAGCUGUACAUUGGAAGCUGCCAUAAAGCAGAUGGACUCUGUGGUUCACAAUCUUCAUCCAUCAGAAAUUCACGAGCUUCUUAUUCAUCUGAGCAGGGCAGCGUUGAAGCUCAGACCAGACAAGGGACAAAUGUAAUCAGGGACCUGUCAGCCUUGCCGUGCCCAAAAGAUCCAGCACUGCAGGUGUCGUUGAGCACUGAGACAGUGGAGGAGAAAUGCAUCUGAACUAACUCUGAUCUCUCUGAGGUAGAUCAUCCACUGAAUCACUUCUCCUUAAGUGAACUUUUAAACCCCCGAUAAAUGGGGGUAGGCACAUAAAAAAUAAUAAAUGACUCUUAGUGUGAAGUCAGGCACAUGCAGCGAGACAGAAACAGAGAAACUUGAAGUGCUGUGAGCUCUUUCGUCUUGUGAUCUUUCUUUCAGCACCCAGCUACCUCAGUGAUGACUAUCUCUGACUGUGUGAGCAGAUUUUGUUAUUUUGUCCUAAACAGAUGUUAUUAAAGCAGAGAUGACCCAUGUCUUUAUGACUCAAGUGUCAGUGGUGGAAAAGCUAUCCUUCCUGAUUUCAGCUAUUUUGUUCAAUCAUUGUGGAAACCUUUUUACUGUAAAGUAGAUGAGGCCAGUAAUUUAGAAUAAUUGAGUCACAAGCUUGUGGUUCAAUAUGGUAAAUGAAAACAGUAUUGAAUGAAAUCCUUAUGAGUAAUCACUGGCAUGUGUGCUACCAUUGUGAGGAUCGAUUUCUUUAAGAAACUCUAUUGUACAGUGCUUUUUUGAAGGAUGUAUUGUGCUAGUUCCAUGACUAAUGUACAGUGCAGUAUUAAUAUGUGGUGAACACAAGCGUUUUUUUGUUCCUCAGCCCUGGAAUACACACAAAUAUGUCAUCUCAAAUUAUGAAAACCUUGCUUUCCAUUUUACAGUGAGGGUACAAAGACUCCUGUGCCAUAGUUAUUAACACCAAACUAUUUAAAUCUGACUGGGAAUGUUGAGCAUUUUUUCUGACUAGGAAUGUUGAGCUACAGAAAAUGUGGUGUAAAUCAGUGGACAGAUUGUUGCUUGAUGUGGAGUAUUGAGACAGAAGAGGUUUCAACACAGCUGUCAGCUUGAGAAAAAUUGUGUUCUAAAUGAUCAAUGUUGUGUAAAAUGUUGUUUGUAAUAAAAUUAUUCUUCUCUAGGAGAAGGUUCUAGUUAAUAAACCACAAUUCUAAAGGGUGCAAAGUAGUUGCAUGGUAUGUAUGGCAUGUAGUUUGAUCAGUAUUCAUGUUCAUGAAUUGGUAUAUUCCAGCACUAACAUCAAGAAAUUCAGAACUCAAACAAUUAGAGACCUUAUUUAUGAUAUGUAUGGAAGGAAUGUAACCAACAGUUACUUUCAUUAGUUAUUUGUUCUAUUUAUUUUCUCACAUAUUUGAUUUAUUGUUUAAUCAAAAUGUUAGAAAAUAUACAUCACAGCUUCCAGGAACCCAGAGUGAUAUUUUCAUGUGUUUGUUUUGUUUGACCAACUGUCCAAAAGCCAAAGAUAUGAAACAGAGAAAGGCAGAAAUAACUCACUUACUUUAAGCUGGUAAAACAGGUUUGCAAAAACAAAAAAAAGCAAUUCCUUUGUCAAUCAACAAUGAAUGACUCAUAUUUUCCUCAGAACAGUUUUUUCUGUUUCUGCUCUAUGUGUAGCUAUAUUUUUUCCGAUGGCAGAGUUCCCUUUUUUGUAAGGUAAUAUCAGUCACUUGACACCUUCUGCUCCAAUCUUUACCACCAUAUAAUAGACUGACCUUUUGAAAUCCUGUAUGUUUGAACUCUCCCACUCAAAUGAGCUUUAUGUCUUAAGUUUCAGCAGCCUUGAAACAUAUGGUCAGCCUCCUUUUCCCCCUGUCAUUAAAUUGACCCCAGAUUGUUGCUUAAUGUCACAGAUUAUGUUCUGCUGUUCUUGUUUCUCGUGUUGCUGUUGAUUCUAAAUAAGUUUGUUCAUGUACAUGAAUGCUGAGAAACACACCUCUCAGGAUUUUACAGUACAAUGAUAUUUGGUUAAAGGUAAAGUUUGACAUACAAGUGGCUUUUUAAGGUCUUUUAGUUUAUCUUUAAAUUGUGCACUUUAUUUUUUAUGUUCUUUAUAUUGUAAUGUAGAAUGAGGUCUGUGGACUUUUGGCUCAGUGUGUUGUUUUUAUCUGCGGUAUCACUUGUAUAUCCGCAAACAUGACAUUGUGUAUGCUGAAAUUGAGCAGAAAUAACUGAUCAUUUCUAUCUGUUCAGGAAAACAAAUGUGUACAAUUUACAAUGUAGCUUUAAAUUAACACCCACGCUAUCAUUUCACAGCAAACAUGACAUGUCAUCAUAUGUUGUCAACAUAAAGCGGAAGUUGAUAAUAUGA
Molecule: messenger RNA, 3977 nt
Organism: Lates calcarifer (barramundi perch)
Lineage: Eukaryota; Metazoa; Chordata; Actinopteri; Centropomidae
Gene: ptger4a
Product: prostaglandin E receptor 4 (subtype EP4) a
Exons: 2
Coding region: 512-1843 (443 amino acids)
Biological process (GO): adenylate cyclase-activating G protein-coupled receptor signaling pathway; inflammatory response; positive regulation of cytosolic calcium ion concentration
Cellular component (GO): plasma membrane
Molecular function (GO): prostaglandin E receptor activity
Source: RefSeq, a predicted model, not a curated record